UUCCCCUCUGCACCGGAAGUGACUCCUACAGCAGAUCGAGCGGCAGUGCGAUGACAUCUUGGCGGAGCUAGGUGUCCGGCGGCGGCUGAGGCGGGCGGGGAGAUGUGUCUGGCCGGCGGCGUACGGAGGAGCCUGGACACUGACUGACUCCUGAGCCGGUAGGUUUUCAGCAUAUGCCAGAGAUAGCUGCUACUAAGCUCCCUGACCAGAAGUCUUCCAGCUCAUACUCCAUGCUUUGAAAACUGGACACACUUGCAUAUUUGUCAUGAAGAUGGAGGCAGUCGGCAAGGAUGAACAACUUCUGGACUCUGAAGUGCCUCCUCACAUCACCCAGGAGAAAGCUGACUCUCAGGCUGAAGAAGGAGCUCUGGACCUGCAGCCUCCUUCUCUUAAAGAUGGCGCCGAAGAUGUCGCAGACUCUUCUGGACUCGCUUCCAUGCCUUGCCUGCUGAUGGAACUGAGAAGGGACUCCUCGGAAUCUCAGCUAGCGUCUACUGAAAGCGACAAACCCACGGCCGGCCGGGUGUACGAGAGCGACUCCUCUAACCACUGCAUGCUUUCUCCUUCUUCCAGCGGACACCUGGCCGACUCCGACACAUUGUCUUCCGCAGAAGAGAACGAGACGCGACGUCCCGAAGCAAUAACCGAAGGCUGCGACACUGCCAGCCAAGGAGCCGCCGUGGCUCGCAAGUCCCGGAGGUCUCGGUCAGAGAGCGAAACCUCCACUAUGGCCGCCAAGAAAAACCGCCAGUCCAGCGACAAGCAAAACGGUCGAGUCACCAAGAUCAAAGGCCACCGAAGCCAAAAGCACAAAGAGCGGAUCCGGCUGCUGAGGCAGAAGAGGGAGGCGGCCGCUCGGAAAAAGUAUAACUUGCUGCAGGACAGUAGUACAAGCGACAGCGACCUCACCUGUGACUCGAGCACCAGCUCAUCGGACGAGGACGAAGAAGUUUCAGGGAGCAGUAAGACAAUCACAGCGGAGAUUCCAGAUGGCCCACCCAUCGUCACCCAUUACGACAUCUCCGACACAAACUCGGACCCAGAAGUGUUGAACGUUGACAACAUGCUGGCCGCCACAGUUGUCAAGGAACAUAAUAGUUCUGUGUCCAAGCAGGAGCCCCUGGCAUCAUGGCGCACAAGGGGACUACUUGAAGAGCUCAAUGCUGAUUCUGGUCAUUUAGAUCCAGGGCUGCCAUCUUGUGAUAAAUUACCCCCCAGCAAUGCGCAGAAAAAAGACGAAAUUAACAUUGCAUCUUCCGGCAGCGAGGUGGAGAUUGUGGGGGUGCAGGAACAUGCCAGGUUUGUCCACCCCCGGGGGGGAGUCAUACAGAGUGUGUCUUCCUGGAAGCAUGCCGCCGGCUCUCAGUAUCACAGCUCACACCAAACUCCAUCAUGGACAAGCGUCAACACCCAGCAGAACUGGACUUCACCCCCAGAAGUAGUUGACCUAACGCUGGACGAGGAUUCGAGGCGCAAAUACUUACUGUAACAUUGACUCCUCCCUGUUUUGUGUCCUCCCCUCUUCCCCGUGGCACAACCGUCACUCUCUUCCCAGAGGCCCGGGACACGUCUCUUGGAAGGUAUCCUGAAUUAACCUAUGGGUAAUUUUAUUUUAUCAUUCAUCACGCAGCCAGCCAAAUUGCCUGCUGCCACCCCUCCCCUCCAUCCUUCCCAUUGAGAUGCCUAUGCUCAAAAAAAAAAAAAAAAAAAAAAGAGAUAAAGCACUUUCCAUGUUUUUUUUUUCCUCCCUGCCCCCACUUUCCUUUUUUUGUGCUUAGAUAAUUUAAUUGCUUUGGUUAAAAAAAAAAAAUGAAAAAAAUGUAAUAUAUGCAGAAAUAUUUAUAAUGUAUCUUUAGAUAAGGACUCGGCACGUACACUGAGCAUUUACGGGGUAUGUACAGGAAUCGGAGGCAGCCAUCUUGUAUGGGCGGAGUCAGUAGCCAUCAGCACCGCUGUCUGCCAGUUCAGCGAUGUUUCAGAGAUGCCCCUGGCUGUCACUAGAGACUGGAUAAUUGAUAGGCUGGAUAUUGCUCCGAUUAAAAUGGCCGCCGCCAUGACAGAUACUGUAUGCUCUAGUCAUGUGACUUCACAUGAUGUAUGGAACCUGUAGCUUGAAGUAAGUCACAAGCACAUACAUUGUCGCCUCCUGCAGGCUCAACCACUAUGGCCAGGACUCGGCGCCGAUCCCACUGCUGAUACUCUUACAUACAGCCCCUUUGGAGGAGUCUAUGAAGGGUAAAUGUGGUCUUACUGGAAUAGCUGUUCCCUAAUUUGUUUUACUGGCAGCGCUUAUGUUGGGGGCUGCAGACAGUAGUCUGAUGUGUGACAUCCUGGAUGCCUUUCUGAGUAUGUAUCUCAGUAUAUAGACUGACAUGUAUGUCCACCCCUUCUCACCAUUAUACAGUUUAUAUAUAGAUAUAAUUUACAUAUAAAAUGGGGUAAUUUACAUCACUUAUCCUCUACUUGCUGUAUUAUACUCCAGAGCUGCACUCACUAUUCUGCUGGUGUAGUCACUGUGUACAUACAUU
This is a messenger RNA of Bufo gargarizans (Asiatic toad), 2528 nucleotides long. RefSeq names its product chromosome 1 C18orf25 homolog (gene ARK2N). NCBI's taxonomy places the organism in Eukaryota, Metazoa, Chordata, Amphibia, Anura, Bufonidae. The coding region runs from base 266 to 1489 and encodes 407 amino acids. Gene Ontology annotation, biological process: ubiquitin-dependent protein catabolic process. The transcript has 5 exons. Gene Ontology annotation, molecular function: ubiquitin protein ligase activity. The record is from RefSeq and is a predicted model, not a curated record.